AUGGUCCCUCUGGGGCUUAUUUCCCAAUACCUGGGCGCGGUUUAUGAUGAGACGGCCGCCAUUUUCGAUCUAAAGGCGUCUUUUUUCCAGGUAGGCUUGCCAGCCGAAACGCGCGGGAAUUUCCGUAGUCGCACGGAAAAGGGGGAGCUGGUCGAGUUCACACGGCUCCCAAUGGGGUAUAAAUGUAGUUCAAAAAUCGCGCACACGAUCUCAAGAGCUUUGGCGGGUGACCCCGAGGCGGUUCAACCGUGUUAUGCGGCCCCGGCGGAGUUAACUCUACACGUGUGGAUAGAUAAUCUUCGCAUCACAGGGCCACGCAAGAGCGUAGAGUCGUGGAGGAACAUUAUUAUGACAAAUAUGCGCGAAUGCGGUGCAACGGUGGGGGAGCACGAGGCCCUCACCGCGCGUUACGAAUUCAUAGGGGUUUGUUUCGACCACACUGCGAAGACGGUUUCCCUCAGCGACAAGACGUUAUGGAAAUUGAAGAGUGCCACACCCCUCCAUAAGAUGUCGGUUGGGGAAUUGGAAAGCCUUACGUCGCGUAUGGUGUAUGCAGCAGGGGUUCAAGGGGUUUCGCUUUUUCGGUAUUAUUUCUUUUUGAAAACAGUGCGCCGAAGAGCGCCGCGGCUCAACAGGGGGCUGUUAGAGGCCCAUGGCCCGGCAGCUUUACCCCCUUUUGCCCUUAAGGUCGGACAGGGGNGGCGGGACACUUUGUUGCAGAAUAAUCCUGUCAACCCCCCGAGGGCCAACCCGACUUCAGGGACUUUAGUGCCCGACGCCUCUUUAUAUGGAUGGGGUGCGUUGUUUUUUAAGGGCAGCGGGGAAGUGUGGGCCACAGGGGGGGCAUGGGAGCAGGCCCCCCACAUUAUUUCACAGGUUGAAGUGAGGGCCGCAGGACUGGCCCUGCUCGCUUUCAAGGGAAAUUUGCCGAUUCAACUCCAUAUACGUAUCGAUAGCACGGCGGCGAUGCAUAUCACGAAAACAGGAGGCACGUAUUCCGAUGCCCUGGUGUGA
Trypanosoma grayi is the source of this 1014-nucleotide messenger RNA. RefSeq names its product putative target of rapamycin (TOR) kinase 1. Bases 1 to 1014 code for a protein of 337 amino acids. NCBI's taxonomy places the organism in Eukaryota, Euglenozoa, Kinetoplastea, Trypanosomatida, Trypanosomatidae. The record is from RefSeq and is a predicted model, not a curated record. The transcript has a single exon.